AUGCGUUGGCAAAUUUGCCAGUUCGAGAGAAAGAAGAAGACGACGACGGAUGAGCCAUCUCCUCGCUAUGCGCAUCCAGAUUCUGAUGCUCCCACAGUGUUCAACAACGAACAAACAGGAGCCCCAUCACAAUAUACAAAAGCAAGUCUCCAGUCUACCUCAGGAAGGCAGUCAUUGGGCAUCAGUCAGAGGCUUCCGGGUAAAAACUCUCCAAAGAAAGUCCUUGCUAAGCAAGAGCAGACCGCAGAGCAAGAGCCAGCCCCCAACAAAGACCCAGCCGCGGAGCAAAAGCUUACCCCCGCGCAAGAACGAGUCGAUCGGCUAAAACACUUGGAAAACUCAAAUCUCAAUGCGGGUCUUUGGAAAGAAGCGCGGAAAGAAUUGGAUGAAGAUGAUUUAAAUCGGUUGGAACAGUUUAUCAGUCUUGGUGAUGGAAAUCUCCAGGGAGCCGUCGUGGAAAGACUGAAAACCAUCACUGAAUCCCGAUUGAAGAUUGAGGUCAACGGAAAGAAGCACAACGUGAGAGAGGGAGCCCAAAAGGUUUUAAACACAUUGCGCAGGUUCGAACCUGUUAUCAAAGCAGCAACAGCGGCGGACUCCCAUGCCAGCCUUGCUUGGGGUGGUAUCUCUGCUUUCCUACCACUUCUCUCUACUGCCUUAUGUCAGACAGACAAUGCUCUCACUGAGUUGGAAGUCAUAUCCAACAUACUAGUUAAAUUCCGUGCGAUUGAGGUCUUCUGUGAUCUGUCAGAAUGGAACUCCGCAGAACCUAGUCAUAUCCGUGAUUGCUAUACCAUGCUGAGGUCGAAAACUAUCGAGCUUUAUACGGAAAUUCUUAAGCACCAAAUUGUUCUCAUGCGUCAUUAUGAGAUGAAUCGGUUCUCUCGCAUGGCCAAGAACAUGACCCUGCAGCCAAUUGGGGACUUUUCGGCUAUCCAGACCUUAGAACACGCUGCGGAGGAGUUCUUGAAAACUAUUGACAGUAGCGCUAUUCAUGGCAUUGAUACAGCGCUCACCUUGAUUGGAAACAGAGUUGAUGAGCUGUUUGACUUGGCGCAAAAGAGUUACCACACUAUUCUGGAAGUUGCUGAAAGGCAGCUCCUCGAGAAGCUCCCAAAGGCAGAGAGUGCAAAUUUUGACAGUGCGUUUGAUGGUUUCAAGCUUCCUCGGUGUCUUGAAGGCACCCGUCAGGAAGUGCUGGACAAGUUCCGCCACUGGGCAAAGUGUACAGACGCAGAAAACUGUGUAUUUUGGCUAAGUGGAAUGGCUGGCACAGGCAAGUCAACGAUCGCCCGCACCUUUGCUCAUGAGCUCAAGGAUGAAGGUCGCCUCGGUGCUAGCUUUUUCUUUUCGAGGGGCCAAGAGGAUCUGUCUCGAGCAGGAAAGUUUUUCCCAACCCUUGCCCUUGGUCUGGCAAAAGAGGUUGCUGGUUUCGCAAAAUGUCUGUAUGAAAGCGUUCGCAGAAAUGGAGGUGCUGAGGGUAAAGACUUCGAAGAGCAAUGGAAGUUUUUUAUACAUGAUCCUCUUGAGGAUCUAGGCUCAUCUUUACUCGCACCUCUCCAACUGGUGCUUGUGAUAGAUGCACUUGACGAGUGUAAAGGUGCCGAGGCUGUUCCCCACCUCAUCGACUUACUCCUGGCGGCCAAAGACCUGAAAACGAUUCAACUCAGAGUCCUUGUUACUAGCCGGAAUGAAACACACAUUUUGGAAAGCUUCGAAGGAAAAUCUAGUUUCACUUGGCUGUCAUUGGAGGAUGAAUCCAUCGCCGACAGCACCGAACGUGAUAUUUCUAUCUACGUGAAGCAUGAGCUUUCUGGGCUUUCCGGGAUUGUGAGACGGAAAUACGGCACCGAGAAUUGGCCAGAGGAAGUACAAACACAGAGGCUAUUAGAAUUCAGUGGAAGAUUGUUUAUUGCGGCAGCUACCGUAUGUCGGCAUCUGAAGAGCAGCAGCAUUCCGCGGGAAAGGCUUGAAACUUUUCUCGAGGCCGCUAGGACAACAAAACAUGGAAUACCUGCCCUGGACAAAAUGUAUCGCCUUAUUCUUGACCCGUUGCUUACUGAGGGUCCGGAUUAA
Molecule: messenger RNA, 2076 nt
Organism: Penicillium crustosum
Lineage: Eukaryota; Fungi; Ascomycota; Eurotiomycetes; Eurotiales; Aspergillaceae
Exons: 4
Coding region: 1-2076 (691 amino acids)
Source: RefSeq, a predicted model, not a curated record